Molecule: messenger RNA, 405 nt
Organism: Cyphellophora attinorum
Lineage: Eukaryota; Fungi; Ascomycota; Eurotiomycetes; Chaetothyriales; Cyphellophoraceae
Exons: 1
Coding region: 1-405 (134 amino acids)
Source: RefSeq, a predicted model, not a curated record
AUGGCCGCGUGGAUGUCAUUCAACGCCCCCAUAUGCAAAUGCUGCAUGUGCCAAACCAUCCGUCAAGAUCUCGCCCACAUCGAUCCUGGAUUUGAUCGGACGUCGAGGCCUGGCAAUGGUCCUCUGCGAGGCAUGGAUCAUGUCACCCUUCUCUACCGAUCAUUGACCGAGUAUCCUGCUUACCUGCGCGCCAUGAAAGACAAAUUGGACUUCGAUCUUCACACUGUCGACACCAACAUCAAGAUGGCCAACUUAGAGGCUAAGCGGGAGCUGGACCUCAGUCUUCACAAGGAGGAGGUCGAGAUCAAGAAAGCCGAGUUAGAGGUCAAGAAGCUCGAACUCGAGAUCCGGAAGGCUCAUUUGGAACGCGAGAAGGCGGAGAUCCUGAUCAAGCAGGAGACUUAA